AUUACAACCCGUGUCCAGUGAUUGUUCAUUACCUAUAGAUGAACCAACUAACGGUACUUCUGUUUUGGCAGCAAGCGAAAGUGCUGUCAAGGUAGAGGCCGGAGGAAGAACGGGAACUAUUCCAAAAAUAGUAAAAGCGUUUCAAACUGUUAAUAAGUCUGCGGGUACCCCAACCAGUGCAAGGUACACCACUGGUCUGCUGCAGCAAGCCUGUUCAACUUUUGUUGAGGGCCAAGGUAUUGCCGUUGAAAUGGAAAGGCAAAAGACUGAGGCAAUUCAAAGUUUGGCUGCUGCAGUUGAUAAAUUGGCAACCGUCCAAUUAAUUAGUUCUAAAUUGGAGUAUGUCAAACUAUUUGGCAAUCUAGACAACUUUGAGGACUUCAUUAAAUAAAUAAAUUAUAAAAAUA
Molecule: messenger RNA, 407 nt
Organism: Dendroctonus ponderosae (mountain pine beetle)
Lineage: Eukaryota; Metazoa; Arthropoda; Insecta; Coleoptera; Curculionidae
Source: RefSeq, a predicted model, not a curated record